AUGGCGUCUGGGCGUAAGGACUUUUUGAGCCAAACCGCUCCCGAGAACUACGUCGCCGGUCUUGGUCGCGGUGCCACUGGCUUCACCACCCGUUCAGAUCUCGGACCCGCGCGAGAAGGCCCCACGCCAGAACAGAUCCAGGCGGCGCUGGCAAAACGGGCCCAGCUGCUUGGAGCUGCUCCUCCCACGGCUUAUGGCGCAGGGCGAGAGAAGGGCAGUAAAGAUGAAAAGCCGGACGAAGAGGAAGAUGACGAGCGGUUUCAGGAUCCGGACAAUGAAGUUGGGCUAUUCGCGUACGGUCAAUUCGACCAAGAGGAUGACGAGGCGGACCGCAUCUACAGAGAGGUGGAUGAAAAGAUGGACAAGCGCCGGAAGAUGAGAAGGUUAGUUUUCCGCCCUUUUGCCUCCCCUUCUGCUAUUUUGAUGAAGCGAUUUGUUCAUCCGCUUCUCCAUAUGCGGUUUGUUUGGACAGAUUACCGACGUAAUUCCUCCACCAUUCACAGGGAAGCUCGCGAACAGCAAGAACGAGAAGACUACGAACGCAAAAACCCCAAGAUCCAGCAGCAAUUUGCAGAUCUAAAACGAUCCUUAGCCUCGGUCUCCGAGGACGAGUGGGCUAACCUCCCGGAGGUGGGAGAUCUCACCGGAAAAAACCGACGCGCAAAGCAGAACCUUCGGCAGAGAUUCUACGCAGUACCGGACAGUGUGAUCGCGAGCGCAAGAGAUUCGACCCAGUUUGAGACAACAAUUGCGGAGGACGGGACCCAGACGGCAGCCAAUGGAGCGGAGGCAGCUGAUGGGACAAUCACCAAUUUCGCAGACAUCAGUGCUGCGCGUGAUAAGGUCCUGAAGGUCAGGCUCGACCAAGCCGCCAUGGGAUCAUCUGGGGAUUCUGCCUCUGGAAGCGCUACCAACAUCGACCCGAAGGGCUACCUUACAAGUCUCACGCAAUCUGAGCUGAAAGCUGGAGAAGUAGAAAUCGGAGACAUUAAGCGGGUCCGCGUUCUGUUGGAAUCUGUAACGAAAACGAAUCCUAAGCAUGCGCCGGGGUGGAUUGCGCUGGCGCGUCUAGAAGAAUUAGCCGGUAAAAUUGUGACCGCCAGGAAUGUAAUCGCUAAGGGUUGCGAAUUGUGCCCGAAAAGCGAAGAUGCCUGGCUUGAAAACAUUCGCCUUAACGAGGGCCACAAUGCCAAGGUGAUUGCAGCUAACGCCAUUAAGAACAAUGACCGUUCUACAAGACUCUGGAUCGAAGCCAUGCGAUUGGAGACUGAGCCUCGCGCGAAGAAGAACGUUCUUAGACAGGCGAUUCUUCACAUACCUCAGUCUGUGACGAUAUGGAAAGAAGCCGUCAACCUUGAGGAUGACCCUGCCGAUGCACGUCUGCUUCUGGCGAAGGCAGUCGAGAUGAUCCCACUUUCUGUCGAGCUCUGGCUAGCCCUGGCUCGUCUGGAGACACCGGAGAAUGCCCAGAAGGUUCUCAAUGCCGCCCGUAAAGCGGUUCCCACCAGCCACGAAGUCUGGGUCGCUGCUGCCCGCCUGCAGGAACAGAUGGGUACCUUCGAGAAGGUAAACGUGAUGAAGAGAGCUGUCCAAUCCCUCGCGAGAGAAAACGCCAUGCUCAAACGGGAAGAGUGGAUAGCGGAGGCAGAGAAGUGCGAAGAAGAGGGUGCUAUCCUCACCUGUGGCGCCAUCAUUCGCGAAACACUCGGAUGGGGCCUGGAUGAGGAUGACGAUCGCAAAGACAUCUGGAUGGAUGAUGCAAAGGCCAGUAUUGCCAGGGGGAAGUACGAGACAGCCAGGGCUAUCUACGCCUACGCGCUGCGUGUUUUCGUCAACCGUCGUUCAAUCUGGAUUGCGGCAGCUGAACUGGAGCGCAACCAUGGUAGUAAAGAAGCGCUGUGGCAAGUCCUUGAAAAGGCCGUUGAGGCAUGCCCACAGAGUGAGGAACUAUGGCUGCAGCUGGCCAAAGAAAAAUGGCAGUCCGGCGAGAUCGACGAUGCCCGGAGAGUGCUCGGCCGUGCCUUCAACCAAAAUCCCAACAACGAGGAUAUCUGGUUGGCUGCUGUCAAGCUGGAGGCCGAUGCCAACCAAACAUCCGAAGCCAGAGAACUUCUUGCAACUGCUCGACGCGAAGCGGGUACGGACCGCGUUUGGAUAAAGAGCGUCGCGUUCGAGCGACAGCUCGGCAACAUCGAUGAAGCGCUCGAUCUGGUGAACCAAGGUCUCCAAAUCUAUCCCAAGGCGGACAAACUUUGGAUGAUGAAGGGGCAGAUCUACGAAGCCCAAAACAAAUACCCACAGGCUCGGGAAGCUUACGGAACCGGAACCAGAGCCUGCAACAAGUCCAUUCCACUCUGGCUCUUGGCCUCAAGACUGGAAGAAAAGGCCGGUGCGGUCGUCAAGGCUCGUUCAGUACUUGACCGUGCUCGCCUUGCGGUCCCCAAGAGUCCAGAGCUUUGGACCGAAAGUGUGCGCGUUGAGCGCCGAGCAAACAACAUUGCCCAGGCCAAGGUUCUAAUGGCCAAGGCAUUGCAAGAAGUCCCUACCUCUGGGUUACUAUGGAGUGAAAGCAUUUGGUACCUGGAGCCGCGCGCGCAACGGAAAGCUCGGAGUCUGGAAGCGAUCAAGAAGGCCGACAACGAUCCAAUUCUCUUUAUUACCGUCGCGCGGAUCUUUUGGGGUGAGCGCCGGUUGGAAAAAGCACUCACCUGGUUCGAGAAAGCCAUUGUCUCGGAUAGUGAUAUGGGCGACGCAUGGGCUUGGUACUACAAGUUCUUGUUGCAGCAUGGCACAGAGGAAAAACGCGCCGAUGUAAUAUCCAAGUGUAUUUCGACCGAGCCCAAGCACGGAGAAGUCUGGCAAUCCGUAGCCAAAGACCCCGCCAACGCGCUCAAGUCGACAGAAGAAAUCUUGAAGAUGGUCGCAGACCGUCUGACCUAA
Messenger RNA from Aspergillus luchuensis, 2940 nucleotides. RefSeq names its product U4/U6-U5 snRNP complex subunit PRP6. Gene Ontology annotation, cellular component: catalytic step 2 spliceosome; U4/U6 x U5 tri-snRNP complex. Bases 1 to 2940 code for a protein of 979 amino acids. The record is from RefSeq and is a predicted model, not a curated record. Gene Ontology annotation, molecular function: protein binding. The transcript is spliced from 2 exons. Gene Ontology annotation, biological process: mRNA splicing, via spliceosome; spliceosomal tri-snRNP complex assembly. Lineage: Eukaryota; Fungi; Ascomycota; Eurotiomycetes; Eurotiales; Aspergillaceae.